CAAUCUUUUCUCUUCCUUUUUAUCCCACAUUGUUUCACCUACUUUAUAUUUUUUGGGCUUUUACCACCGAUACUACGAAGUAACAGAAAAUGCAACCCGCAGAACCUAUGGGAGUACCGUUAAAUAAGAACCAAAACAACAAUCAAGAAAUACCUGAACAUAUACCGGCGCAGAUGGCACUUGCGCCAGAGCAACGGCCAUAUGAACAAACACAUACAAUCAGACGGCAAGACUUUGAAGACGACGGCACGCACCGCAACAGUCUGGCCAAACACAGUCUGUCCCCCGAGCAGUUAGGCGUUGUCGGUUAUGUGAAGGAUGUUGCGGGGUUUGUCAAGGACGCAGUUCAAGAACGACGAGUCAACAAAAAGGCAAACAAAGCAUCAGCUUCAUUGUCAUCUUCACCACCGCCGUCCGAGGAACGUCGUGGAAGGGUAAAUGGUAGCAGAAGCAAUAGCAGCAAUCAAGCUCCCGCUAGUCCAGCUAUAUCUUCGUCACCGGAGGGCCGGGAGUCGACCCCGUUGGCGGAAGCUGUCACAAGCCUGUUUCCUGGCCUUGACCCAAGCGCUGCUGGAUGUAGCCACGCAGAUGAAUUGCGACAUGAUCUUAUGCGAACCCAUAGCAGAGACUCAAAUGAUUCAUCCAAACUUUUAAACGAAUAAAAAACACAAAAAGAUUGUGAACAGGAG
This is a messenger RNA of Zychaea mexicana, 689 nucleotides long. RefSeq lists its product as uncharacterized. The record is from RefSeq and is a predicted model, not a curated record. NCBI's taxonomy places the organism in Eukaryota, Fungi, Mucoromycota, Mucoromycetes, Mucorales, Lichtheimiaceae. The transcript has a single exon. Bases 90 to 662 code for a protein of 190 amino acids.